CGUCUAACACACUGGAAAAUCAAAGCGCGCUGCUCUCAUGCUGACACACUGUCUGUGCCGCUCGAGGUGCACAACACUAGGGGACUCGAGUUUGCUAUGAAUAUCAACGUUUUUAGUCAAUAUAUGAACUUUUUAAAUCUAUUUAUUGAAUCUUGCAAUACAAGUGGGUGCUGUGUUAGUAUUCCUUACAAAUUGUUUUUAAGUACAACUCAUCAUGUUUAAGCGCCUUUUUAGCUGCUGAGACUUUCUGCUUUGGAGAAAAUGGACUGGAGACUUUCGAGGAGGCGCUGGACGUUGACCGGGCAGGUUGUCUGUCUGCUUCUGUGUGCGUGCGCACUGGACCGGGUUUUGGCGCAGAUCCGGUAUUCAAUUCCCGAGGAGCUGGAACACGGGGCUUUUGUUGGAAAUAUAGCCGAAGACUUGGGCUUAGACGUGGCUAAAUUAUCUUCAAGGAGAUUUCGGAUUGUGUCGGGGGCAAGAAAACAAUAUUUAGAGGUGAAUUUGGAGAAUGGGAUUUUGUUUAUGAAUGAAAAGAUUGACCGCGAGGAGCUCUGUGAACAAAGUCCUGUUUGUUUUUUACACUUGCAAGUUGUUAUUGAGAACCCUUUGGAAUUGUACCGGGUUGAAGUUGAAAUCUUAGACGUAAAUGAUAACGCUCCCAGUUUCCCGUGGAGCGAGUUUAAUUUGGAGAUCACGGAGUCCGCUGCGCCGGGCUCCCGGUUCCCAUUGGAGAGCGCGCAGGAUUUUGAUGUGGGUUCCAACUCUCUGCGCUCGUACUUGCUGAGCUCGAAUCAACACUUCGCGCUGGACAUUCAGACCCGUAACGACGGCAGCAAAUUCGCCGAACUCGUUCUACAGGCGCCGCUAGACCGGGAGAAACAAAAGGCGCACGAGAUGGUGCUCACGGCCGUGGACGGUGGAUCUCCUUUGCGCUCGGGCACGGCACAGAUAACUGUCACUGUGCUGGAUGCCAACGACAACGUACCUGUAUUUGACCGGUCUGUAUACCGGGUCAGCUUAGUAGAGAAUGCGCCGAGAGGCACGCUCGUGCUCAAACUAAACGCCACCGACCUGGACGAAGGAGCAAACGGUGAGAUUACAUAUUCGUUCAGCGGGCACGCGCCUCUGAAAGUGCGAGAGCUGUUCAGCGUGGACUCUCAUUCAGGUGAGAUUCGGGUAAAAGGCAUUGUGGACUACGAAAGGGCCAGCGUUUACGAGCUUUACGUUCAGGCGAAAGACAAGGGUCCUUCAGCCGUGGCUGUGCACUGUAAAGUACUGGUUGAUAUUCUAGACGUGAACGACAAUGCGCCCGAGGUCAUAUUAACCUCUGUGUCAACACCUGUUCAAGAGGAUGCGCCACCGGGCACGGUGAUAGCUGUGAUAAGUGUAAUGGACCGUGACUCUGGAGAGAACGGGGCCGUCGAUUGCCAGGUUCCUGGUAACGCGCCUUUCCAGCUGCACUCUUCUUUCAAAAACUAUUACACACUUGUAACCAGCGAGUUUCUCGACAGAGAAUCUGUGGCCGAGUACAACAUCACCCUAACUGCGCGAGAUCUGGGCUCACCGCCGCUGUCCACCAGGAAAACGAUUCUGGUUCAAGUGUCUGAUAUUAAUGACAAUCCACCGCGUUUUAUUCAGCCGUCUUAUACGGUAUAUGUGACCGAGAAUAACGCCCCGGGCGCAUCCAUUUGCUCGGUGACGGCAGUCGAUCAGGACUCUAACCAAAAUGCUUAUUUGUCCUACUCUAUACUGGAGGGUCAGAUUCAGGGCAUGCCCGUGUCCACGUACGUCUCAAUCAAUUCUGAUAACGGGAACAUCUACGCGCUUCGCUCUUUUGAUUACGAGCAGCUCAGAAACUUCCAGAUCCGCGUACAGGCGCAGGACGCGGGCUUCCCUCCGCUUAGCAGCAACGUGACCGUCAACGUUUUUGUUUUGGAUCAAAAUGACAACGCACCGGUCAUCCUAUCCCCGUUACCGAAAAACGGCACCGUAGCUAUUGAGAUGGUGCCCAGAUCAGUGGACGCGGGGUACCUUGUGGCCAAAAUCACGGCACUAGACGCGGACGCAGGGCAAAACUCGCGUCUAUCAUAUCAAGUGCUUCAGGCGACCGAUCCGGGACUGUUCAGCGUCGCGUUAUACACCGGCGAGAUAAGGACGAUCCGCCGCUUUGUGGACAAAGACGCCAUCAGGCACAGACUUGUUAUACUUGUCAAGGACAACGGGCAGCCUCCGCUCUCAGCUACCGUGUCCAUCAUUUUGUCGGUGGUGGACAGCGUGCCGGAGUCCCUGUCCGACUUUGGCGACCUCUCACUUAGCCCCCAGCCCCCGUCUAAUCUAGCCCUAUAUUUAAUCGUGUCAUUGAGCACAGUCUCGCUCAUCUUCCUCGUGGUCAUAAUCGUUUUGGCGGCUGUGAAAUGCUACAAGGAUCGAGACUCCCUCAGCGGUUACGCGCUGUCAUCGCUCAGCGCCGCUUGCUGCAGCUUUGAACCAGAGCCGCCUACCGAUGUUUUUAAAAAGUCUAACCUCAAUCUACAGAUCUCCACUGGCGCGAAAGUACCUACGAACUGCGUGGAGGUAAAUAGCAAUCCUGGAAAUCUUUCUCAAGCUUACUGCUACAAAGUGUGUUUGACACCCGAAUCUGCAAAGAGCGACUUUACGUUUCUUAAGCCUUGCAGUCCCAGUACGCCGAGAAAUAACGCGACGAAAGGAGCGGGUAACCUGGCGCUGAGCUCCCAGAGCCGCUGCUCAUCCGUGAAUAACGGAGCGACAACACCGAACGAGCUGAAGCAAGCAAACACAGACUGGGCACUCAUGAGGAACCAAACAUCUUCUCUUAAAAGUUGCAACUCUACACACAUGGAUGGCACUUUAAUGCGAAAGGCCAUGCAGGCAGAACCAGAAAAUUAUAGUCAAAUGGCUACAGGACAGUACUGGACCUGGGGAACCCGAUCGAGAGAGUACCGGAUGAAUUCUCCAGCACGUGGGGUUUCUCAGAGAGUGUGGACCCCUCAUUACACUCCACCACACAAUCCCACCCAUCAUCUUCAACAGCAGGCCACGGCGCAGGUCCCCGCGCACCCUCCACCGGACUACCAGCACAACGUCUAUAUCCCCGGCACGCCAUCCGGCUUCUGUACCCUUCGCCCAAGCUAUCGCAGUGAACUCGAUGUCCACAACUCCUUCUCCACCUUUGGAAAGAAACGUAGGUUCAUCUCCCCCAACAGUUUUGACCCCGGCGAUGAUACAGGGACAGAGGUCAUCAAUAAUGACUUGUAUAAUGAAUAAAAGAACUUGAGUUCUGAUGGUAGAAAGAGAGGACAAGUGAUGAAACGAUGGAGAAAAAGAGGAGCGUGACUCAUUAUUAUGACCAAAGCAUAGCACUCAUCCUCUGAGCCUCAGAUGAUGCCCUCUGACCACCUGCAGAUGCUCUAUACUUUCUAAUGCAUUUUGCACACAAUAGAGCACUUGUGGAAAUUGAAAUCAUAUAGUUCAACUGCAGCACAACUUUAUUUUGAUCAGUAUGCUAGGGAACAAAAUCAUGAAAGGGGUUUGCACGAUCUGCAGAUUUAAACCUUUUUAAAGGGACACUCCACUUUUU
Molecule: messenger RNA, 3598 nt
Organism: Misgurnus anguillicaudatus (oriental weatherfish)
Lineage: Eukaryota; Metazoa; Chordata; Actinopteri; Cypriniformes; Cobitidae
Product: protocadherin gamma-A6
Biological process (GO): homophilic cell-cell adhesion
Cellular component (GO): plasma membrane
Molecular function (GO): calcium ion binding
Source: RefSeq, a predicted model, not a curated record